Triticum dicoccoides is the source of this 1467-nucleotide messenger RNA. Its product is annotated as aurachin C monooxygenase/isomerase-like. The transcript is spliced from 4 exons. Lineage: Eukaryota; Viridiplantae; Streptophyta; Magnoliopsida; Poales; Poaceae. The record is from RefSeq and is a predicted model, not a curated record. Gene Ontology annotation, molecular function: FAD binding. The coding region runs from base 24 to 1328 and encodes 434 amino acids.
CCCUCGCGGAGUUGGGAGAAGCGAUGGCUCCUGAGAUGGGUGGGCGGGUGGCCGUCGUGGUGGGAGGGAGCGUGGCCGGCCUGGCCUGCGCGCACGCGGUGGCGGCGGCGGGGUGGAAGGCGGUGGUGCUGGAGAAGGCGGCGGGCCCGGCGGCCGGAGGCGGCACGGGCGCCGGGCUGGGCCUGGACGCGCAGUCUAUGGAGACCCUCGCCCGCUGGAUCCCUGGGUGGGGUCUCGACGCGGCCACGCUGCCGCUCGCCGUCGACCUGAACAGGGCAACGGACAGCGAGACGAAGGCGGCGCAGACGCUGACGAGGGACGAGGGGUUCGACUUCCGCGCGGCGCACUGGGGCGAGCUGCACCGGCGGCUUCACGAGGCUCUGCCGGCCGCGGUGACCGUGCACUGGGGCCACCAGUUCCUUUCGUUCGAGGUGUCGGACUCGGACGACGGUGGUGGCAAACGCGGCGGGGUCGUCGCCACGGCUCGCCUGCUCGGAACCGGUGAAACGGUGGAGGUCGCCGGGGAUUUGCUGGUCGCGGCGGAUGGCUGCACGUCGUCGAUCCGCCGGCGCUUCCUCCCUGACCUCAAGCUCAGGUACUCCGGGUACUGCGCAUGGCGAGGCGUGUUCGAUUUCACCGGGAAGGAAAGCUCUGGCAUCAUCACCGGCAUCCGAAGAGCGUACCCAGAGCUCGGCAGCUGCCUGUACUUCGAUCUGGCCGAGAAGACUCACGCCGUGCUCUACGAGUUGCCCGGGAACAGGCUCAACUGGCUGUGGUACAUCAACGGCCCAGAGCCAGAGCUCACAGGGAGCUCGGUGACGAUGAAGGUGAGCGACGCCACGCUGGCAGGGAUGCAGGAGGACGCCGAGCGCGUCUGGUCGCCGGAGCUGGCGCGGCUGAUCAGGGAGACGGCGGAACCCUUCGUGAACGUGAUCUACGACGCGGACCCGCUGCCGCGGCUGUCGUGGGCGGGCGGCAGCGUGGCGCUGGUCGGCGACGCGGCGCACCCGACCACCCCGCACGGGCUGCGGAGCACCAACAUGUCCGUCCACGACGCCCGCGUGCUCGGGGAGUGCCUCGCGAGGUGGGGGCAGACGCCGCCGCCACGCGCUCUGGCCGAGUACGAGGCCGCGCGGCUGCCGGUCGUGGCGGCGCAGGUGCUGCACGCCCGCAGGCUCGGGCGGCUGAAGCAGGGCCUGCCGGUGGAGGACGGUGACGCCGGGGCUUUCGACGCGUGGGCGGCAACGGCGGAGGAUGCUCUGCAGUUGCGGCAGAGGGGCAUGCCGUAUUUUGGCGGCGCGCCGACUGUUGACGGCGGUAGUUUGUGAGUUACGAAUUUUGAUGCUGGACUGCCGGUGAAUGGACACAAAUCUAUAUCUCAUUUGUGUAUUUUUUUUCUUUCAAAAGUAUGUUUGUAUUCAAAUCACCAAAUAAUACAAGGUCCUUGACCGUACAAGCACAGCCUUA